Ylistrum balloti is the source of this 4011-nucleotide messenger RNA. RefSeq names its product ATP-dependent translocase ABCB1-like. The coding region runs from base 1 to 4011 and encodes 1336 amino acids. The record is from RefSeq and is a predicted model, not a curated record. Gene Ontology annotation, molecular function: ATP hydrolysis activity; ATP binding; ABC-type transporter activity. Gene Ontology annotation, cellular component: membrane. NCBI's taxonomy places the organism in Eukaryota, Metazoa, Mollusca, Bivalvia, Pectinida, Pectinidae. Gene Ontology annotation, biological process: transmembrane transport. The transcript is spliced from 25 exons.
AUGUCGGAGGAGGAUACAACGAAUGGCGUUUCAACUGCAGCGGAUCAGAAGGAAAACGGAGAUGAUACAAACGUCACGGUUAUUCCUGAAAAUCAAGCUGAAGAUAAAAAACAACAAAAUGGCGACACUACCAAACAGAAUGGUGACACUUCGAAAAAGAAUGGCGACAGUUCCAGUUCCGAUGGAGAGAAACCAGAAGACGAAAAGGAAAAAGACACGCCGUCCGUUGGAGUCUUUGAAGUGUUCAAAUUUGCGGACAAGUGGGAUGUGAUAAUGAUGAUAGUCGGUGUUAUUGGCGCUACCGCUCACGGUCUUGCACUGCCUGGUCUUAUCAUCGUGUUUGGUGAAAUGACCGAUUCCUUUGUGGACUCUGGGAAAUACUCCAGUAUCCUGACGGAGAUAGCUGCUUUUCUCACCGGGGUUGGAAUCACUCGUGACGAGGCACUGAAGGCACCUUCCCUGCUGCUACCCUACUUAACUGAUAUACAGACAAACUAUUCUACGGUAGACACAUCCAUCAUACAGAAGCAGGUUGACAACGACUUCCUGAAACAAAUGGAAACAUUUGCCAUUUAUUAUAUUGGCAUUGCCGGUGGUGUUUUGGUAUGUGCUUACUUUCAAGUAGCAUUCUGGAUUCUCUCAUCCGAACGUCAGAUCCACAGAAUAAGAAAACUUUUCUUCCGGAACAUCAUGCGACAGGAUAUAGGCUGGUUUGACACACACGAGACAGGAGAACUUAACACAAGACUCACCGAUGACAUCAAUCAGGUCCAUGAGGGCAUAGGUGAUAAAGUCAGCACGUUCGUCCAGUGGUUCUCAUCCGCCAUUUCCAGCUUUAUCAUAGGAUUCGUGUACGGGUGGCAGCUCACACUAGUCAUGUUGUCAGUAGCGCCUCUCCUUGCCGUAGCAGCGGGCGCCAUGUCCCAGAUCAUGGCGUCCAUGUCCUCCAAAGAGCUCACUGCCUACGCUAAGGCGGGUUCGGUGGCUGAAGAGGUUCUCAGCUCUAUUAGAACUGUGGUGGCGUUUGGAGGUGAACGUAAAGAGUGUAAGAGGUACGAUGACCACUUAAAGGAAGCCCGUGACAUAGGAGUGAAGAAAUCCUUAACUAACGGCUUGUCGUUCGGUGUGACGUACAUGUUGAUUUUUCUCACGGACUGUCUGGGGUUCUGGUACGGAGCAAAGCUGACAAGAGAUCAACCUGAUCUUUAUACCCCAGGAAAAAUACUCAUUGUCUUUUUUAGCAUCGUUAUCGGUGCCUUUGCAUUGGGUAAUGCCAUGCCAAACCUACAGUCAAUGGCAACUGGAAGAGGAGCAGCAUACAUGAUAUACAAUCUUAUAGCAUUAGUUCCAGCCAUAGACAGUUCAUCAGAGGAAGGCAAAAAACCGGACAGUAUCGAGGGGACUAUCAAGUUCCAGAAGGUGAAAUUCCGGUAUCCAGCACGUGAGGAAGUGGUUGUUCUCGAUGGCCUGGACCUUACAGUAGACAAAGGUCAGACUUUGGCUUUGGUUGGAUCUAGUGGCUGUGGCAAGAGUACUGUCGUACAGUUACUUCAGAGGUUUUACGAUCCACAGGAGGGACAGAUCCUGAUCGAUGGUAUCGACAUUAAGGAAUUAAAUGUACAAUGGCUCCGACAACAUAUUGGAAUAGUGAGUCAGGAGCCGAUACUUUUCGCCACCUCCAUAGCUGAAAACAUCCGGUACGGACGGGAUGGCGUCACCGAUCGCGAAAUUGAAGAUGCUGCAAAGAUGGCUAAUGCUCACAAUUUCAUCAUGGAACUCCCUGAUAGAUACAAUACCUUGGUGGGGGAGCGAGGUGCACAGCUAAGUGGUGGUCAGAAGCAAAGAGUGGCAAUCGCACGUGCUCUCGUAAGGGAUCCACGCAUUCUUCUUCUUGACGAAGCCACUUCGGCACUUGAUACUGAGAGUGAGGCUGUUGUUCAGGAGGCUCUUGAUAAGGCUCGAGCUGGCAGAACGACCAUUGUGAUUGCUCAUCGUCUGUCAACUGUCAAAACAGCAGACAGCAUCGCUGGCUUUAAAAAUGGUGUCGUUGCUGAAAGGGGAACUCAUGACCAGCUGAUGCAGAAGGACGGUGUCUACAGUUCACUGGUCAAACUACAGACGAAACAUGCAGAAAAAGGUGACCAGACGGAAAAGAAUAAAGAUAAAAAGGCUGAAAUACAACAUACAUCGGGUGGAAUUGACUCAACUGAUGACAAGGAUGCUGGUGAUAAGAAAAAAGAGAAAGAAAUUAAGGGGUCGUUUCGGAGAAUCAUGCGUAUGAAUGCCCCUGAAUGGUAUUACAUUCUCAUCGGCUGCAUCGGAAGCAUUAUGUUUGGAGCUGUCCAACCGGCAUUUGCCAUAAUCUUUGCUAGUAUUCUUGACGCAUUUGCCUCAACAGAUGAAGCAUACCAAAGACAAGAAAUCAACAGGUUCGUCAUAAUUCUGUCAGGGAUUGCAGUGGGAAGUUUGAUCGCUCUUACACUCCAAGGAUACAUGUUUGGGAAGUCCGGUGAGAUGUUGACAUUGAGAAUCCGAAGUUUGACCUUCAAGGCUAUGCUGAGACAGGAAAUAUCUUACUUCGACGAUCAUAAAAACAAUACAGGAGCUUUAACCACAAGACUUGCCACAGAAGCAUCUGAUGUCAAAGGAGCAUCAGGAGCACGAAUGGGCAAACUCCUAGAAAAUGUAGCUAAUAUGGGAACGGCCAUAAUUAUAUCAUUUAUAUAUGGCUGGAAACUCACGUUAGUCAUCAUAGCAUUCAUUCCAAUCAUAGCCGUAGGAGGUGCUUUAGAAUUUCAGCUCCUUUCAGGAGUUGCUGGCAAAAACAAGGAGGCACUAGAGGGUGCUGGCAAAGUCGCGUCGGAAGGUAUAGGGAAUAUACGAACAGUAGCAGGCUUAACGAAAGAGAAGACGUUUAUCAGGUUGUACACCGAGAGUUUGAAGGCACCAUACAAGGCUUCGAAAAGGAAGGCUCAUAUGAUAGGAAUAGCGUUUUCUUUUUCCCAGUCAAUUGUAUUCUUCCUGCAUGCAGCAGCGUUCUACUACGGCGCCUAUCUCGUGAGGCAGGGAGACAUGGAUUUUGAUGACGUGUUCAAAGUAUUCGCUGCUAUCGUGUUUGGUGCCAUGGCCAUGGGAAAUGCGAGCGCUUUUGCGCCUGAUGCAUCUAAGGCGGAAGUAGCUGCUGGGCACAUUUUUGCUUUGUUAGACCGAAAACCGAGUAUUGACUCCGAAUCGGAUGAUGGCGUAAAACCCAAUAAUGACAGUUUCAGCAGUAAGGUAACGUUUAAAAGCGUCGAGUUUCGUUAUCCCACGCGACCAGAUAUACAGGUGCUUCAGGGACUUAACCUGUCGGUAGAGCCAGGUCAGACACUAGCUUUGGUAGGGACCAGUGGAUGUGGCAAGAGUACUACAGUACAACUAAUAGAGAGGUUCUACGACCCGGAGGACGGAUCAGUGGUACUGGAUAGGCACGAUGUGAAGGACCUGAAUAUUCACUGGUUACGAUCCCAGAUAGGAAUCGUGUCCCAAGAACCAGUCCUGUUUGACUCUAGUAUUGCCGAAAAUAUUGCGUACGGCGAUAAUGAUCGUGUGGUGCCAAUGUUGGAGAUCAUGGAGGCUGCUCGUAAAUCCAACAUCCAUCAGUUCAUCGAGGCUUUACCUGCGGGCUAUGAAACAAACGUUGGAUCUAAAGGAACGCAGCUUAGUGGAGGGCAGAAACAAAGAGUUGCUAUUGCUCGGGCGCUCGUCAGAAAUCCCAAGAUAUUGUUACUAGAUGAAGCUACUUCAGCUUUGGAUACGGAGAGUGAAAAGGUUGUGCAAGAAGCACUGGACAAAGCAAGAGAAGGGAGAACGUGUAUUGUAAUCGCUCAUCGAUUGUCGACUAUCCAAAAUGCUGACAAAAUCUGCGUUAUAAAAUCAGGAAAGGUUGUUGAAGAGGGUAAACAUGGAGACCUCAUGUCCAAGCAAGGAAUCUACUUCAAACUGAAUAGUGCCCAAGCUGGGAAAAGCUAA